UGGGUGUUUAGUAUUAAACGUGCCUCUCAACUAAAUAGAUCAUACGAAAAUAAAAAUGUUUUAUUUUAAAUCAUUUUGCAAAAGUCUUGUGUUAAUAAGUUUUAUAUUUGAAAUAUUGGCAUUGGAAAAUAAUGAGUGCAACAAACUUGUUAUUGAAGGCGGCGAACAGGCUCUUCGAAAACUUUUUAGCGAUUUUAUUGAAAUAAAAACAACAAUGCAAGAAUUAAAAGCAAAAUUAGAGGAUUAUCAAGAAUUUAACGAGACCAAAAAUAAAGAUCUACCAAUGUUUGAUAUACGAGUUGAUACUUUACCCCAAAAAUGCCAACGUAAUUCCCUGCCUAAAGAUUGCGCUGAGGCCACUGCUUGUACUCAUCAUAGUGGUUUCUAUAAAAUUCAAAUUCCUCCCUACACAGAGCCACCAUUUUAUGUUGAAUGUGAUGCUAAAACUGAUGGUGGAGAUUGGAUUGUUAUCCAGAGACGUCAAGAUGGUUCUGUUGAAUUCUAUCGCAAUUGGGAUGAGUAUCAACUGGGUUUCGGUGAUAUAGACGGAGAAUUCUUUAUCGGUUUGCAUAAGCUAUAUGCUCUCACCAACAACAAUGGUCCCCAAGAGCUGCUGAUCGAAAUGGAAGAUGUAAAUCAAAAGACAGCAUUUGCCAAAUAUGAUGCCUUUGCUAUAGCCAAUGAAACGGAUAUGUAUAAACUAAAGAAAUUGGGAAGAUAUUCUGGUACAGCUGGAGAUUCCUUGCAGGAUUCAGUAGGUUGUAAAUUUACCACAAAGGAUCGUCACAACGAUCGCAACAGCGAAAAUUGUGCCGUUAUGUAUAUCGGUGCUUGGUGGUAUAAAGCCUGUCAUUUGAGCAAUCUAAAUGGUCAGUAUGGUAACAAUGAAUUUGGCAAAGGUAUAAAUUGGAAGACAUUUAGCACAUACACCGCAUCUCUGAAAUAUGUCCGGAUGAUGAUACGUCGUCGUAGAUUUUAGUUUUCUUAUGUCGCUGUUACAUUAUUUAAGAUUAAAUUUUAAUAAAAAGGCCGCUAUUCAUUAGUAUUUUUACACGGUGA
Molecule: messenger RNA, 1059 nt
Organism: Lucilia sericata (common green bottle fly)
Lineage: Eukaryota; Metazoa; Arthropoda; Insecta; Diptera; Calliphoridae
Product: fibrinogen C domain-containing protein 1-like
Exons: 6
Coding region: 56-979 (307 amino acids)
Source: RefSeq, a predicted model, not a curated record